This is a messenger RNA of Stereum hirsutum FP-91666 SS1, 249 nucleotides long. RefSeq names its product HMG-box. The annotation marks the transcript as partial. Lineage: Eukaryota; Fungi; Basidiomycota; Agaricomycetes; Russulales; Stereaceae. The record is from RefSeq and is a predicted model, not a curated record. Gene Ontology annotation, cellular component: nucleus. The transcript has a single exon. Gene Ontology annotation, biological process: regulation of transcription by RNA polymerase II. Gene Ontology annotation, molecular function: DNA-binding transcription factor activity, RNA polymerase II-specific; RNA polymerase II cis-regulatory region sequence-specific DNA binding.
AAAAAGGAUGGCCAUAUUCCUCGGCCGCCCAAUCAGUUUAUGCUCUUUAGGGCUGCCGCUCACGACGGUGAGGUGUCGGGCCUUCUUCCCCACGGUCACUCGCAGCGAGACUUUUCUCGUAUUGUCGGUGAACGAUGGCGGACUAUGAGCAAGGACGAGAAGGCAGUCUGGAAGCAGAGACAGGAAGAAGUCAAGGCCGCACAUUUACUGCAGAAUCCCGGGUAUCGAUACAAGCCUCGGCAGCUCAAG